Molecule: messenger RNA, 369 nt
Organism: Penicillium cataractarum
Lineage: Eukaryota; Fungi; Ascomycota; Eurotiomycetes; Eurotiales; Aspergillaceae
Exons: 3
Coding region: 1-369 (122 amino acids)
Source: RefSeq, a predicted model, not a curated record
AUGGUAUUCGCGACUAGACAUAAUAAGACGGUUCCAUAUGCCGAGAUCGAGGCAACUAUCACCUACAAGGAGGAGACUGGCCAUGGUCAACCUCGAGUGCUGACUGAUACUCGGUCCCUCAUCCUGAUUCUUCCAUGUGUGGAGUCCAUCGAAAUCAAGCAGGUCCACCUGGAGACUUCAAAUUAUCUGAAGGGCAUGGAUUUCAAGACACAACUGCUGACUUCCACCGAGGGAAGAGACGGCCUUUUGAGCAAGAAACUUUGGGGUUAUGACCAAGAGAAAAACGCAGUCCUUCUUCCCGCACCACUGCGAGCCCUCCCCGACGUUGAGAAUCGUCCAAAGAAGAGAACUGCAUGUCGCAGUGAUUAA